AUGGCCGCCCCGUCUUCGACCGCCGCCCUCGCACCUUGGCGGUCGAGGUUCGAGGCCACCGUCGUUGACCCGCUCCUGGCUGGCUUUCGCGACGCCUCCUCCGGAACCGAGUUUGUGGUCCACGAGGGGGAGCGCCCGGCGGUCCGGGCGGUGCUGCUCCACAUGUACCUGGAGGCUCGGACGCAGUGGCAGGCCUGGUCCGCCCAGCGGGCGGCGGCCAUUGGGGCGAUCACGCCUCCGUCUCCCUCGGCAUCCGCCCUGCCUGCCUUGCCGCUUCCGCCGGUUGCCGCCGCAGGCCCGCCCCCCAAGUCCUUCGACGCCUGGGGGCCCCUGGUCAAGGCCUACAACGACAAGCUCCUCUCGAUGGCAAGCCCAGGUCCUUGCCCGCGAGACGCCUGGCAGGGGCUGAUGCGGACCUGGACAUCCGGGGACGAGCUAAAUCGCCUGGCGGUUCCCCACAAAAAGGCCGGAUCCCUCCACAUCGUCGGGGGAAGCCUAGUCGCCGCGGACGACAAGCGGCCGUGGGAGCCUCGCGGCGUCAUGUCCGUCUUGGACGGGCUGGAGGCGGUGAUCCUGACCACAGAGGUCACCGCCGAUAUCAUGGCAGACACCUCCUCCUGGCUGGAGGCCAUGGCCACGCCGCCGCCUCGACCCCAGCCCAAGAAGCCCGCCAGGCCACAGCCGCCCCCUAAGGCCGAGCCGGACCAAGGGGCGGACUGGACCCCCCCUGCCCAGAAGUGGCAGCGCACGGGGAAGGGCAAGAAGGGGCAGAAAGGCCAGAAGGGCGGUAAGAAAGGAAGCAAGGGC
Messenger RNA from Symbiodinium sp. CCMP2456, 807 nucleotides. Lineage: Eukaryota; Dinophyceae; Suessiales; Symbiodiniaceae. The record is from the annotation of a GenBank genome assembly.